Rattus rattus (black rat) is the source of this 3279-nucleotide messenger RNA. RefSeq names its product dynamin 3 (gene Dnm3). The record is from RefSeq and is a predicted model, not a curated record. Gene Ontology annotation, cellular component: cytoplasm; membrane; microtubule. The transcript has 21 exons. Gene Ontology annotation, molecular function: GTP binding; microtubule binding; GTPase activity. NCBI's taxonomy places the organism in Eukaryota, Metazoa, Chordata, Mammalia, Rodentia, Muridae. Bases 166 to 2775 code for a protein of 869 amino acids.
UGUCAGGAGCCUAGCAGCGGGUGGCAGGGAUCGGACGUCGGUGCCGGGACUCAGCGGUGUGAGCCCCGCGCAUCAACAAACCGGACAAGUGCUGCGAGGCCCGGGCUGCCUGCCAGGUCGCUGAGUCGAGCAGGGACCUGUGGGGCAGUUGGCCGCACAGGCAAGAUGGGGAACCGGGAGAUGGAAGAACUGAUCCCUCUGGUGAACCGUCUGCAGGACGCUUUCUCGGCUCUGGGACAGAGCUGUCUGCUGGAGCUGCCACAGAUCGCCGUGGUGGGCGGCCAGAGCGCCGGCAAGAGCUCAGUGCUCGAGAACUUCGUGGGCAGGGACUUUCUUCCUCGAGGCUCGGGCAUUGUGACCAGACGACCGCUUGUACUCCAGCUUGUCACCUCUAAAGCAGAAUAUGCCGAGUUUCUACAUUGCAAAGGAAAAAAAUUUACAGAUUUUGAUGAAGUUCGCCACGAGAUCGAAGCAGAAACGGACCGAGUAACAGGAAUGAAUAAAGGCAUCUCUUCUGUACCCAUUAACCUGCGAGUCUACUCUCCCCACGUGUUAAACCUAACGCUAAUCGACCUGCCUGGAAUAACGAAAGUGCCCGUGGGAGACCAGCCGCCAGAUAUUGAGUAUCAGAUCAGAGAUAUGAUUAUGCAGUUCAUCACCAGGGAGAACUGUCUGAUUUUGGCUGUCACACCAGCCAACACCGAUCUUGCGAACUCAGAUGCCCUGAAGCUAGCCAAAGAAGUCGAUCCUCAAGGCCUGAGGACCAUUGGCGUUAUCACCAAGCUGGAUCUCAUGGAUGAAGGGACGGAUGCCAGGGACGUACUAGAGAACAAGCUGCUACCUCUCCGCAGGGGCUAUGUGGGGGUGGUCAACCGAAGCCAGAAGGACAUAGAUGGAAAGAAGGACAUUAAGGCAGCUAUGCUGGCAGAAAGGAAAUUUUUUCUCUCUCACCCGGCGUAUAGACACAUUGCUGAUCGGAUGGGGACCCCACACCUCCAGAAGGUCCUGAAUCAGCAACUUACCAACCAUAUCCGAGAUACCCUGCCCAACUUCAGGAACAAGCUACAGGGGCAGCUGCUCUCCAUAGAACAUGAAGUAGAAGCCUUCAAAAACUUCAAACCGGAAGACCCCACAAGGAAGACCAAAGCACUGCUACAGAUGGUCCAACAGUUCGCUGUGGACUUUGAGAAGAGAAUCGAAGGGUCGGGGGAUCAAGUAGACACGUUAGAGCUCUCUGGCGGUGCUAAGAUCAAUCGCAUUUUCCACGAGCGCUUUCCUUUUGAGAUAGUGAAGAUGGAGUUCAAUGAGAAAGAACUGAGAAGAGAAAUAAGCUAUGCAAUCAAAAACAUACACGGGAUCAGGACAGGGUUGUUUACUCCAGACAUGGCAUUUGAGGCAAUAGUCAAAAAACAGAUAGUAAAACUGAAAGGGCCUUCUUUGAAGAGUGUGGACCUGGUGAUGCAGGAACUGAUCAACACGGUGAAGAAGUGCACCAAGAGGCUGGCCAACUUCCCCAGACUUUGUGAAGAAACAGAAAGGAUUGUUGCUAACCACAUCCGUGAGCGAGAAGGAAAGACCAAGGACCAGGUCCUGCUACUGAUUGACAUUCAAGUCUCUUACAUUAACACCAACCAUGAGGACUUCAUCGGCUUUGCAAAUGCUCAGCAGAGAAGCAGUCAGGUUCACAAGAAAAGCACAAUUGGAAAUCAGGGAACCAAUCUUCCGCCUUCAAGGCAAAUUGUGAUUCGGAAGGGCUGGCUGACCGUCAGCAACAUUGGCAUCAUGAAAGGAGGCUCGAAGGGCUACUGGUUUGUCCUCACGGCAGAAAGCUUGUCCUGGUAUAAAGACGAUGAGGAGAAAGAAAAGAAGUAUAUGCUUCCACUGGACAACCUGAAAGUCCGGGACGUGGAGAAAGGCUUCAUGUCCAGCAAGCACGUCUUCGCACUCUUCAACACAGAACAAAGGAAUGUCUACAAAGACUAUCGUUCCCUGGAGCUGGCCUGUGAUUCCCAGGAGGAUGUGGACAGCUGGAAGGCGUCUCUGCUCAGAGCUGGCGUCUAUCCAGAUAAGUCUUUUACUGAAAAUGAUGAAAAUGGACAAGCAGAAAACUUUUCCAUGGACCCGCAGUUGGAGAGGCAAGUGGAGACCAUUCGCAACCUCGUAGACUCCUACAUGUCGAUAAUCAACAAAUGCAUCCGAGACCUAAUUCCAAAAACAAUAAUGCACCUUAUGAUCAAUAAUGUUAAAGACUUCAUCAACUCUGAACUCCUAGCACAGCUCUACUCCUCUGAGGACCAGAACACACUGAUGGAAGAAUCCGUGGAGCAGGCUCAGCGCCGGGAUGAGAUGCUCCGGAUGUACCAAGCCCUGAAAGAAGCCCUCGCGAUCAUUGGCGACAUCAACACGGCCACUGUGUCCACCCCAGCCCCACCUCCAGUAGAUGACUCCUGGCUCCAGCAUUCCAGAAGGUCACCUCCUCCAAGCCCCACCACCCAAAGAAGGCUGACUCUAAGUGCUCCCCUCCCGAGGCCCGCAUCUAGCCGCGGACCAGCUCCUGCCAUCCCCUCUCCAGGCCCCCACUCCGGGGCUCCCCCAGUCCCGUUCCGUCCUGGCCCAUUACCUCCUUUUCCCAACAGCAGUGACUCCUUCGGAGCCCCUCCGCAGGUUCCGUCCAGGCCCACAAGGGCACCCCCCAGUGUUCCAAGCCGGAGGCCACCCCCAUCACCAACUCGCCCCACUAUAAUCCGUCCACUAGAGUCCUCACUGUUAGACUAAACGAAGUGUCCGGCAUGGCAAUUAAAUCACUAAUGAUUCAUGCAAAAGCAGCAUUCGGUUACAUUUGCAGCCAACCAUGAGUAGUCGCAUGUAUGGACCUCCAUAGGCAAGUAGCCAGUCCUACUAACGUGUUCAUCGCUCAUCUUCAUUGCUCAUGGUGGGUCAGACCUUUGGGUUUGACUCUGAAAACCUGCUCACCUGUAGAGAGGCUUAAUAUGUUGUAUUGACCGAGGUAGUUUUAUAUAACAGUCCUAUGCUUUGGUACCACUUACCUGUCCAACAUAGAGCAGAAAUUGCUUUGGAAGAGUUUUCUAGGCUGUCUACAGAGGAGCUUACGAGGCUUCCGAACAGACACAAGAGUGUGAGCUUGGAACCACGCCGACUUCUCCCACAUUCUGUUUUGGGUGGCAGAAACUCUGCUGUCUGAUAUUAAUGCCACCACUCAGUCCGCAGUUGCUUAUUUAGGCUUUUUUCCCUCCUUAUUUCAUAAGACUGCUAAAAAAA